UUCACGCAGGCUUGCAGUGGUCGAAGAUGGGCUCGUGAAGACUUUUUGUUUGUUUGUUGUUGCCUAAUUUAUGCUUUCCCUCUUUCUGUAAAGGGCAUAUUGUACAUGCUCGUCGUCAGGAGCCUUUGUUGAAGCUAUUGUGUCUUAACUGUGUAGACCUCCUGAAGCUACUGACCGUGUUUAGGGGCUAAACAUGUCCGCACCAGAAGACCCGGAUAAAACAACCACCACGGAUGCGAGUGGUGGGGAUGAAGAAGAGGAAUGGCUGUACGGAGAUGAAACUGAGAGCAAGGAUGACGAUGAAGAAGCCAAACUGAAUGCUGCGAUCAGUGGGCACUCUGAAGCCCUACUUUCAACAGCAGAGGGAGGCACUGCCCAAGCUACAGGGAAUGGAAUGUCUGAGCCAUCUGGCGAGGCCGCAGGUGAAGAUGAAGACAGUGACAGCGACAGUGAUGAUGACGAUGAUGAUGUCCGUGUCACUAUUGGGGACAUAAAAACCGGGGCACCACAAUACACACCCUAUGGAGCUCCACCUGUUAACCUAAACAUAAAGACAACAGGCUCCAGGUCCUAUGGACAAGUGACUGCUAAAUUGAAGGGAGUAGAUAUGGAUGCUCCUGGGAACAUCAAUGGCGUUCCGGUACUAGAGGUGGACAUGGAGUCCUUCGAGGAGAAACCUUGGAGGAAGCCAGGAGCGGACUUGUCUGACUAUUUUAACUAUGGCUUCAACGAGGACACAUGGAAGGCCUACUGUGAGAAGCAGAAGAGGCUGCGCAUGGGCCUGGAGGUCACCACUCUUGGCUCGGUAACAAGCAAGAUCACUGUCCAGCAAGGCAGGACGGGCAACGAGAAGGACAUGUCCAGUCUGGCUGUCCACACUUCCAAGCCGGACUUCACUUCUCCAGCCAACAUUUACAAACCCAUUGUCAACCAGGUCAUCAGGAAGGCGAGUGGUACCAUCGACGUGAUUGGAGGACAAACGGCGACCAUCAGUAGGGUUGAAGGACGACGCAGACACAAUCUAGAGGGCAACAAUAUCCAAGUGAUCUCCGAACACUCGACGUCGGAUGCCGAACCGGCUCCGGCCAAGAUGCCUCCCUUCUUCCCCCCUGGACCCAUCCCGCCGAACAUCCCCCCUCCACCCUUCCUCCCCCCUCCCCCAAAUGUCAGCACUGCGCCCCCAGUAAUCCCUUUGCCAAGGUUGCCCAUCACUGUUCCUCCCCCUGGUUUUCCUCCCCCACCAAGUGGGCCCCCUCCAUCGCUCAUCCCCACUAUGGAUAGCAGCGGUCAUCCCACCGGUUAUGAUGGGCGUUCAGUUCCACCGUAUCCCUUCCCUCAAGGCACAUACCCUCCCCCCAUGCCCGGUGGCGUGGCCCCGCCUUGGCCUCCCAUGAUGGAUAACUCCAAACCCUGGGACUACUAUCCGCGACGUGAGGAGAAGAGGGAGAAGGAGAGGGAGAGACCUCGGGAGAGGACCCAUGAGCGGGAGAGAGAGAGGGAGCACAGCCCAUCAGUGAUGGGCUACACCAGUGAUGAGGAGCGGUAUCGUUACCGUGAGUACCAGGAGCGCAGCUAUGUAGAGCGGCAUCGUGACAGAUCGAGCCGAGAGAAGGAGGACAGACACAGAGAGAGGCGGCACCGGGAAAAAGAGGAGGGGCGCCACAAGUCCUCACGCAGCAGCAGUAGCAGGAGGAGACAUGACAGCGAGGAUGGCGACAGCCACCGGAGGCACAAACACAAGAAGAGCAAGAGGAGCAAGGAGGGCAAGGAAGCCAGUGAGGAGAUCAGUGUAGACCAAGAAAACCAGGAGACCAUGGAGAUGAAAAGUAAGGAAAGAGGGGAGCUUAGAUUGGGGGAAUCCAGGAAGUCAAAAAAAGAUAGCCUUACUCUCCCCCACUCCGUUCAUGUCCUUCCAAAAGGAGAGCAGAUGUCUAAGAGAAGGUGCAGCUUGGAGGCUGUGGAGUGAUGGCAGUUUUUUUUUCUAUACCUCCAUAUUCCUCACUUCCCUCUCUCUACUCUUCCAUCCUCGCCUUUGAUGAAAGAGGGCAUCGGUCUCUUCGUCAUUCGCCCCCUUCCUCUCACCUCAUCCACCUCUUCUCUCUCAAGACCACUGCUGUGAUGUUAGAUCAUGGUCAGGGAUCCUCUUUUUCCUUUUCACGUUUUAGUCAGAAUGAUCACCAGGUAUUGGUGUUUUGUGUAAUUUGUUGUCCCUUUAUUCUUGUCCUGUACUAAGACAUUUGCAGAAAGAUGUGUUAAAUUGGAUUAAAAAAAAAAGAGAGACCUUUUG
Messenger RNA from Lampris incognitus (smalleye Pacific opah), 2287 nucleotides. RefSeq names its product FIP1 like 1b (S. cerevisiae) (gene fip1l1b). The transcript has 16 exons. The coding region runs from base 194 to 1966 and encodes 590 amino acids. NCBI's taxonomy places the organism in Eukaryota, Metazoa, Chordata, Actinopteri, Lampriformes, Lampridae. Gene Ontology annotation, molecular function: RNA binding. The record is from RefSeq and is a predicted model, not a curated record. Gene Ontology annotation, cellular component: mRNA cleavage and polyadenylation specificity factor complex.